GGGCGAGCGGUCCUGAGAGCGGCGGGGCGCCGGCCGGGCGGCCUGCCUGCCUGCCUGCCUGCCUCCCUGCCUCCGGGGACCAUGGCGGAGGCCGAGGCCGGAGGCCCCCCCGCCGCCCCGCGGAAGAAGGCCCUGUCCCUGCUGGAGGCCGCCCGCUCCCGCUACGAGAGCCUGCAGAUCUCGGACGACGUCUUCGGCGAGUCGGGCCCGGACAGCGGCGGGAACCCCUUCUACAGCACCUCCGCCGACUCCCGCUCCGCCUCCUCCUCCGACGACGACGACGAGGCGCCGGACCCCGGGGCGACGGGAGACCUCGGCCGCCAGAAAGGACACCGCCUGCCCACCGAUGCGGCAGGAGGAGGAGGAGGAGGAGGAGGAGGAGGAGGGGGGCCCGGGGUCCCCAGGGCGGCGGCUGUCGGGCGUCCGCAGCAACAGCAGCGAUCGUCGCCGCCUCCUCCCGGGCCCAUGGAGGAGGAGGAGGAGGAGGAGGACGUCGAGGAGGCGGACGAGGAGCGCCGCGGCGGCUGGACCCAGGCCCUGACCGAUGCCCCUCCCCCCCGCUUCGAGGAGACCAGCGGUCCUACCCGUAAAAUGCCUCCCAACGCCAGGGCCGUGGACUUCUUCCAGCUCUUCGUCCCCGACAACGUCCUCAAGAACAUGGCGGUGCAGACCAACAUGUACGCCAAGAAGUUCCAGGAGCGGUUUGGCAGUGACGGAGCCUGGGCUGAGGUGACCCUGCCCGAGAUGAAGGCUUUUCUGGGCUACGUGAUCUCCACGAGCAUCUACCACUGCGAGUCGGUCCUCAGCAUCUGGAGCAGCGGUUUCUAUAGCAACAAGAGCAUCGCCCUGGUCAUGACACAGGCCCGCUUUGAGAAGAUCCUCAAGUACUUCCACGUCGUCGCCUUCCGCUCCAGUCAGACCAGCCACGGCCUCUACAAGAUUCAGCCGUUCCUGGACUCUCUGCAGAACGGCUUUGACUCUGCCUUUAGACCUUCCCAAACACAGGUGCUCCACGAACCCCUGAUCGACGAGGACCCUGUGUUCAUCGCCACGUGCACAGAGCGGGAACUGCGCAAGAGGAAAAAGCGGAAAUUCAGCCUGUGGGUGCGACAGUGCUCCGCCACGGGCUUCAUCAGCCAGAUCUACGUCCACCUGAAGGAAGGCGCCGGCGCCGAUGGGCUGGACGCUCUGAAGAACAAGCCGCAGCUCCACAGCCUGGUGGCCAAGAGCCUCUGCCAGAAUGCGGCCGGCAAGAAUUACAUCAUCUUCACGGGCCCCAGCAUCACCAGCCUGACCCUGUUCGAAGAGUUUGAGAAGCAAGAGAUCUACUGCUGUGGCCUGCUCAGCUCCAGGAAGAGUGACUGCACGGGGCUGCCCCUGUCCAUGUUGGACAGUCCCGAGGCCCCGCAGGCCCGGGGCCAGUACCGGAUCAAGAUGAAGGGGAACAUGUCCCUGAUCUGCUGGUACAACAAGGGGCACUUCCGCUUCCUCACCAACGCUUACUCACCGACACAGCGAGGAGUCAUCAUCAAAAGGAAAAGCGGCGAGAUCCCAUGUCCGCUGGCAGUAGAGGCUUUCGCGGCUCACCUCAGCUACAUCUGUAAAUACGACGACAAAUACAGCAAGUAUUUCAUCUCCCACAAACCCAACAAGACGUGGCAGCAGGUGUUCUGGUUUGCCGUCAGCAUCGCCAUCAACAACGCCUACAUCCUGUACAAAAUGUCCGACGCUUAUCACGUGCAGCGCUUCAGCCGGGCGCAGUUCGGCGAGAGACUGGUCAGGGAGCUGCUGGGCUUGGAGGACGGCUCCCCGGCCCACUGAUGCCGCGGCCCGAGCCGGCGGCCGCGGAGGAGGAGCAGCAGAACCUGCCUCUGUGGCCUGGAGCCGGGGACCCCCUACCCCCGGCCCCCGAGGUCCCCAGGCCCGUGCUCACUGCCCGCGGGGACCCCAACGGGAGAAGGCCGGGGCCCGGAGCGCAGCUGGCACUCGAGAGGAGGAGCCUCCGCGGCCACGGUAGGAGGGCCCCGCGGCCGCCCGCCGCCGCCGCGCCUCCCUCCCCCUCUCCCUGCGGCCUUGCCGCCAAAGCGUGGCAUUUUGCUGCGGUUGUGCCGGUUAGUUUCCCUGGGCGAACGUGAAGCUGGGUACCAACCGGGCGUGAUGAGGGGGUUGACGCCGGGGUGUUCAUGGUGCCAGUGGCCUCCCUGACCUUCACAGCCUCCCCAGAGAUUGAGCCUUUCUACCAGGGUCGGGGCAGGGCAGCACAUCUGGGACGACGCGGCAGGGCGCCUGGGCUGCCCAUUUAGGGCAAACGAGGCACCGCUGCCUCUAGCCGCUCCCGUCCACCUGACGGGUAGGAGUCAGGGACGGUCCCUGGUGGCACCAGGCCGCGGACUUGACCUGUGUCUCUCCGGGCUCUUCUACUUGUCACUUGGCACCUUGGGGAGCGGAUGUCUUCCCCAGGCGCCUCCCUCCUGCUGCUUCUCCAAAGCUCCUGUCGCCCACACGGCCCUGGGCAGGAGAAAGGGAUCUGGCCCCCCUCCCCCAUGCCAACCCCGGGGGCGGGGGAGAGGGCCCCGACAUCUUCCCCGUUGCCCUCCGGGGCAGGAGGGAGUGGGUCCGGCCCCCUCCCCGCAACUCUUGCCUUCCACCGGCUGCUGGAAACUACAGCUUGGUCCCAGCUGGUGUGCUUCUCGAAAGAGGGCGCCUGCCCCCCUUAAAGGAGAAACCCCGAGCCCGCCUCGUCCCACCCCCGUACCCUUAAUGGUCGGAGGCAGGGCCGCAGCCCCCGACCCGGCGGUGGAGGGCAAGUGUAGGAUGUUCGCAGCAGCCGCUGCAGCUCUUUCAUCGGUGUGUCGGCGAACCGAGGCACAGGUGCGGCCUCUCCAGAGGGAAACAGCGCUCCAGGCUUGGUGGGGUGGGAGGGGAGAGAGAGUGUGUGUUGGGGGGGACAGAUUCCUCCCUUAGCCCAGGGUCAGCCCCGCAUUGGCCAUGAGAACGGUUGCACCCCUGGUGGAGGGGUCGGGGGGUAUCUCCCGGGUCGGCCCCGCCAGCAGCGGCGCUCAGCGAGCUUCCGGCCGCCCCCGUCCCCUAGCCCGGUUUAUCCUCCCGGGCAGCGGGAGCCGGGCCCCGGUGCCCUCUGGCUCCUCGCCGCGCCAGGCCCGGCGAGUCCAAUUGAGCGGGCCGGGGCCAAGCGCCGGACCAGAAAAACAGCUACUUUUCAGAAGAGCAGAGCCCGGAUGAGACCCAGCCCUUCCGCCGAGCAGAUUCAGGGAGGGAAACCCCCGGCUGCCAGCGGCGGACGACGGGCGGAUCGGACCCCGGGCGGCGGCCGGGCACACACGGUACAGCCCAGUCGAAGGGAUUCCGUCUGGUUGUUAGGCUGCCGCCAUUAAAGGAGCAGGUGGUCAGAGGUGAUGGGAGCCGAGCCGCGGGGGGCGGAUCCGAGAUUGAGCGUCAGGUCCCGGGGCUGCUCUCGGCCAGGGCGGGCGGGCGGGCGAGCCCCACUACCUGUGCCUAACGGGCGAAGGCCUGGCGGCCCCCUUCUGGCUCCCGGGGACGAGGCCGGGACGGGCUCCGUUGGAGCCUGAGCCGUACGCAGGCGCAGCGUGAGCACGCCCACCCGGCGGGGACGACCGGAGCCCAAAACCAAGCCAGGUCGCGGGGACCGGGGCUGUGGGCCACCCCAGGUUGGCCCCCCAUCCCCGCCCGCUUCCCAACUCUGGAAACGAGAGCAAGAGGAAGGAAGAGGCCGUCGUUCCCUGCCAAAGCUAUGCGAGCGGACCCGGGUUCCCCCGGCCUCCCAGCCACGCGCAGCUCUCAUACCUGGUGCCACGUGGGGCCGAGACCCCCCCCCCCCGCCGCGGGCUGCCCGCCCCACCCCCGGGGCCAGGAUCAGGGUGGCGCCUGCCGGAGGGGUGGGGAGGGGGUCUUCCUUUUGUGCUACUUUUGCUUCUUUCUUCGUUCCGUCCGGGGCCGCGGAGAGACGCCCCUAACCCCGAGUCUGUGCCCGCGCCGCCGCGUGCUCCAUCCCACACUGCCUCCUCCCACACCGUUGAGAUCAAGCACUUUUGGUGAAGUUUCGGUUUGACACCAGGCACGCUUGCAAUAAAUUUUUACAGAUUUUGUACACCGUGAGCUAAAUUCCGAGUCCGGAAACGUGUCGUGUGGCGGAGAAGUUUGAUUUAUGAUAUCACGCGGAUCUCGUCUUGUGGGUUUCUUCAACAAAGUUUGUUUACAGUCAACGACUUUGAAAUACAGUCGACUAGAACGUC
Ornithorhynchus anatinus (platypus) is the source of this 4271-nucleotide messenger RNA. It is a transcript of the gene PGBD5, whose product is annotated as piggyBac transposable element derived 5. Lineage: Eukaryota; Metazoa; Chordata; Mammalia; Monotremata; Ornithorhynchidae. The transcript is spliced from 7 exons. Gene Ontology annotation, biological process: non-replicative DNA transposition. Bases 82 to 1821 code for a protein of 579 amino acids. The record is from RefSeq and is a predicted model, not a curated record. Gene Ontology annotation, cellular component: nucleus. Gene Ontology annotation, molecular function: transposase activity.